Messenger RNA from Eremothecium cymbalariae DBVPG#7215, 3117 nucleotides. RefSeq names its product mismatch repair protein MSH3 (gene MSH3). The coding region runs from base 1 to 3117 and encodes 1038 amino acids. The record is from RefSeq and is a predicted model, not a curated record. Lineage: Eukaryota; Fungi; Ascomycota; Saccharomycetes; Saccharomycetales; Saccharomycetaceae. Gene Ontology annotation, cellular component: nucleus; MutSalpha complex. Gene Ontology annotation, biological process: mismatch repair. Gene Ontology annotation, molecular function: mismatched DNA binding; ATP-dependent DNA damage sensor activity; ATP binding. The transcript has a single exon.
AUGCUCCAUCAGCCUACUAUUAGCAGAUUCUUUAGGUCGAACAAAAAAGAUCAUGUUCCCAAAAAGAGAACUGAGGAAGAGGAGGCCAAGCUGGUUGAGGUUGUGGAUUCUGAUGUCGAUGAAUGUUUAACCGUCAAUUCAGAUUCUAAAUUGCAAAGUAGUAUCACUACUGCUGAAAAUUCUGUGGAGGAAAAUGAACCGGAAGCUGACACCUUUGUUCCAAUUAAUGAGAGUAACUUGGAGUCGAUAACAACUCCAACGACGAUGAAGGCACACAAAUUCACUAAUUACAAAUUCAAUAAUAAGGACAGUUUAAAUACUGAUAAAGUUCGGAAAACUGGAUUUGUUAAAAGGCUGGAUGAGAUUUUACAAAAAAGGUCUAUGGAAUCAAUGUUGCAGGAAGAUAAUCUGGAAGAUGUAAGCGAUGGCAAGGCAAAGGCGAAGAAGCAGAAAUCCAACAAACUGACAGAACUAGACCAACAGUUUAAGGACUUAAAGCUACGCAAUAUGGAUAAAGUUUUGGUCGUUCGGGUUGGGUAUAAGUACAAGUUUUUUGCAGAGGAUGCUGUUUUGGUGAGUCAACUAUUACAGAUUAAAUUAGUUCCAGGGAAAUUAACAGUCAAUGAGACGAAUCCUAACGAUAUUAAAUUCAAGCAGUUUGCAUAUUGCACUAUUCCUGAUGUUAGACUGGAAGUUCACUUACAAAGACUGAUACACCAUAAUUUGAAGGUAGGUUUAGUAGAACAAACAGAAACGUCAGCUGUUAAGAAAAAUAGCGGCAAGUCUAAUUCUGUCUUUUCAAGAGAAGUGACAAGCGUGUUUACAAGAGCAACAUACGGUAUCAAUGAAAUUUUUGGUUCCAAAGAACGUCAUGUGAUUGGUGAUUCUACGUCAAUUUGGGGGCUAGUUUGUGAUGUCCAAACUAUACAAACAAAUUAUUACCUUAUUAGCGUUAAUUUGAAUAGCGGAGAAGUUUUCUAUGAUGAGUUUAAAGAUGAAAAAUAUGUAAAUGAGUCACUGGAAACACGGAUAACGUAUCUGAAUCCUAGUGAAGUUGUUACGCAGGAACCAUUGAAUCCGAUCAUUACUAAAGUGUUUUCUAACAUCAAUCCCGAUGUCAGAUUUAUAGUCGAAGAUACGACUGAUGCAGAUAAAGAAACGCUGGGAAAAGUGGAAUUUGAAUUUGAUACCAAAGGAAAGAUCUAUGUUGCUGCUACCCUUGUGCACAAGUAUUUAUCCACCUUUAAUAAUCAGGAAUUGCUCCAGUUUAAGGGAAACUAUAAAACCUUCAGUUCAAAAACACAAAUGACAUUAUCGUCCAAUGCAUUUGAGAGUUUAGAUAUAUUUAUUAACAAUACCUCUAAGGAUUCUAAAGGAUCUCUAUUAUGGCUUUUGGAUCAUACGAGAACGCCUUUUGGAUUCAGGCUGUUGAAAAACUGGAUAUCCAAGCCACUGAUUGAUGUAGCUGAAAUUAACAAAAGGUUAGACGCAGUGGAGUGCAUAUCUAGUGAGAUCGACAAAAUUUUUAUUGAAUCCCUUAAUAAUGUACUUCGAGAUUGUCAGGAUUUGGAACGAAUUUUAAACAGAGUUGCAUAUGGACGUACAUCAAAGCGUGAAGUCUAUUUAUUCUUAAGGCAGUUGGCUCAGUUUGCUUCACUCUUCAAAUCUCACCACAGGUAUAUUGAAGAUCAUAUAUUAUCGGAAAACGGAAGGAUAUUCGUUGGUUCUAAAUUACUUAGUUCCAUAUUCGCCGAGUUACAUAAUUAUUUGAUGACCUUUCCAAUACCUAAACUUUUAUCGAUGAUCAAUGUUGAGGCAGCGUUGGAUAAGAAGCAGGAAAGGGGAGCGUCUGAAUACUUUAACUUGAACAAUUAUGAUAACGCCGAAGCUCUAUUAUCAAAAUUGCGUGAUAUUGAUGCUGUUGUGGAAGAGCUGCACGAAGAGUUGAAGAAUAUUCGUGUGGUACUAAAACGGCCUAUGAUGAACUACCAGAAUGAAACUGAUUUUCUGAUUGAGGUUAGAAACACUCAGAUAAAAUCAGUACCAAGUGAUUGGGUUAAAGUAAAUAGUACCAAGAUGGUCAGUAGAUUUCGAACACCUGUAACAACUAAGCUUAGUGCAAAGCUGCAAUACCAUAAGGAACUAUUAGAGAAUAUAGCAGAGGCUGAAUAUGCAGCAUUUUUGAAAAGAAUCACCAAUGAGUACGUCGGCCUGAAAUCUGCAAUUAACAAACUUGCAACGUAUGACUGUAUCCUUUCUUUGGCUGCAACUUCUGUUAAUGUUGACUAUGUGAGGCCCAAAUUUUCUAAUCAGUCACAAUAUAUCAAAGUUAAGAAGGCCCGUAACCCAAUUAUUGAAUCUCUGAACGUCAACUACAUCCCCAAUGAUGUAUCAAUGAGUCAAGAUGGGCAUAAAAUUAUGGUUAUAACGGGGCCAAACAUGGGCGGCAAAUCUUCAUAUGUGCGCCAAGUAGCUCUAUUGGUAAUUAUCGCUCAAAUAGGCUGCUUUGUUCCUGCAGAGUAUGCAGAAUUUUCAAUAUUCGACAGGAUAUUUACCCGAAUUGGCGCUCAUGAUAACUUAUUGCGCGGGGAUUCUACGUUUAAGGUAGAGAUGACGGAAGUAUUACAUAUUUUGAAAUCUUCUACCCCAAGAUCAUUGCUGUUAUUGGAUGAGGUUGGUCGUGGCACUGGUACGCAUGAUGGGAUAAGUAUAUCAUAUGCAAUAUUAACUUAUUUUAUCGAGCUAAGAGAAAAUUGCCCAUUGGUGUUAUUUAUCACACAUUAUACAGCACUUGGAAACAUUAAAUCUGAAAUUUUAAGCAAUUAUCAUAUGUCCUUCAUUGAGGAACACAGACCUGGAGAAAACUGGCCAAGUGUCACGUUUUUAUAUAAACUACAGAAGGGCCAGGCUCAUAAUUCAUACGGGCUAAAUGUGGCAAAACUUGCAAAUGUCCCAACAAGUAUCAUAAAUAGAGCAUACCAAAUUUCUGAGAAAAUGAAGAAAGAAAUUGAGUUGAACAACGAAGCAAUUUUACUAAGUUCUGUUAAACGACUUCUACGGACUUCACCAAUAAAAGCUCCAAAGCUAACUUUGGAACUUGUCACUAAGUUUGUCUAA